Salarias fasciatus (jewelled blenny) is the source of this 2843-nucleotide messenger RNA. Its product is annotated as cadherin-12-like. The record is from RefSeq and is a predicted model, not a curated record. Gene Ontology annotation, molecular function: cadherin binding; calcium ion binding; beta-catenin binding. Bases 22 to 2613 code for a protein of 863 amino acids. Lineage: Eukaryota; Metazoa; Chordata; Actinopteri; Blenniiformes; Blenniidae. Gene Ontology annotation, biological process: cell-cell adhesion mediated by cadherin; cell morphogenesis; cell migration. Gene Ontology annotation, cellular component: adherens junction; plasma membrane; catenin complex. The transcript has 12 exons.
CCCAUUCGACGACGCUCCCUGAUGAUCACAAGGAAAUAUGUCCUUCUGUUUGUGGUGGGCUCCUGUUUGCUGUGGGACUGCAGCUUCCAAACGUCGCCUCAGACGUCACUCCAGAGCAGAGCGGACGGCGAGCAGGUGACGUCGUCCAGGGGAGCGGCGGGAAGCCGCGGCAUGAGGAGGUCCGCCAGCGGCGCCGCGUCUUCAGAGAGCACGGCGAGGCGCAGGAGACAUGGCAGGUCAAGAGUUCAGCGGAUCAAGAGAGGCUGGGUGUGGAACCAGUUCUUCGUCCUGGAGGAGUAUAUGGGCUCUGAACCGCAGUACGUCGGCAAGCUCCACACGGACAUGGACCACGGAGACAGCGAGGUGAAGUACACUCUGUCCGGAGAGGGAGCCGGGUCCAUCUUCACCAUCGAUCAGAUCACGGGAGAUAUUCACGCGCUGGUGGGGCUGGACAGGGAGGAGAAGUCGUUCUACACCCUGAAGGCCCAGGCUGUGGACAUCCACACCGGCGUCCCGCUGGAGCCGGAGUCCGAGUUCAUCAUCAAGGUGCAGGACAUCAACGACAACGAGCCGCGCUUCCCGGACGGACCGUACAGCGCCAGCGUCCCAGAGAUGUCCCCGACAGGAACGUACGUAACCCAGGUGACGGCCACCGACGCAGACGACCCCACCUACGGCAACAGCGCCCGCAUCGUCUACAGCAUCUUGCAGGGCCAGCCCUACUUCUCCGUGGACCCCAAGACCGGUGUCAUCAGGACAGCUCUGGCUAACAUGGACCGAGAGGUGAAGGAGGAGUACCAGGUUCUUCUCCAGGCCAAGGACAUGGGAGGGCAGCUGGGGGGGCUGGCCUCCACAACCACCAUCAACAUCACCCUGAGUGACGUCAACGACAAUCCGCCGCGCUUCGCCAAGAGUAUUUUCUAUCUCCGGGUCCCCGAGUCGGCGUCGGUGGGUUCAGCGGUGGGUCGGAUCAGGGCCCACGACCUGGACGCCGGCAGCAACGCCUGGGUGGACUACGCCAUCGUUCCAGGAGACGAGGGCAACAUGUUCGACAUCAUUUCUCACGACCAGAGCCAAGAGGGGGUGGUUCUCCUGAAAAAGACUCUGGACUACGAGACCAAGAAGUCCUACACGUUCAAGGUGGAGGCGUCCAACGCACAGCUGGACCCGCGCUUCCUCCACCUGGGGCCCUUCAAGGACUCGGUGACGGUGAAAGUCAACGUCCUGGACGUGGACGAGCCGCCCGUCUUCACCAAGCCCUCCUACACCAUGGAGGUGUACGAGGACACGCCGCCCGGCAGCAUCAUCGGCUCGGUGACGGCUCACGACCUGGACGCCAGCAGCAGCGCCGUGAGGUAUUCCCUGGAGUGGCAGACGGAGUCCGACGGCUGCUUCGACAUCGACACCGUUGAGGGGAUCAUCUCCACUAACGAGUACCUGGACCGAGAGACGGCCGUUCAGCACAACAUCACCGUGAUCGCGACCAAACUCAAUAACCCUCUGCUCUCCAGCAAAGUGGCGGUGACCGUCAACGUCCUGGACGUCAACGAGUUUCCUCCCGAGCUGUCGGUCCCUUCAGACACCUUCGUCUGUGAAAACUCCCGAAUCGGACAGGUGAUCCAGACGGUCAGCGCCGUGGACAGAGACUUACCGCCCGUCGGCCAGAGGUUCUUCUUCAAAUCCCCCAAAGAGCUCCGCAACAGAAACUUCACUGUGCGAGAUUUUGGAAAUAACACAGCCGGCAUCGUGACCCGGCGGCUGGGCUUCCAGCGGCGCCUGCAGGACGUCUACGUCCUCCCGGUGGUGGUUGAAGACAGCGGGUAUCCGGCUCAGAGCAGCACCGCCACCCUGACCAUCCGGGUGUGUUCCUGUGAAACGGGAGGCUCGCUGCUCACCUGCUCGGCGGAGGCCAUCUUCCUGCCCGUGGGCCUCAGUACCGGAGCUCUGAUGGCCAUCCUGCUGUGCGUGGCUCUGCUGAUCGUGAUGUCAGCGUUAUAUAUGGGCCAGAGGCGCCACAAAGAGAAAGACACUCUGAUGACGUCGAAGGAGGACAUCCGCGAUAACGUCAUUCACUACGACGACGAGGGCGGCGGCGAGGCCGACACGCACGCCUUCGACAUGGGCACGCUGCGCAACACGCACCCGCGGCGCAGCAGCUCCCACGGCGGCGGCGGCGGCAGCGCUGCCGCCAAGAAAGAGAAGAACGGCUACGGCGAAGGCGUCCUGCCGCACCUCAGCAGCCGCUGCGACAAGGCGCGGUCGCCCGACAUCCACGUGCAGACGGCCAGGAUCAUCACCGCCCUCAGCAGCAAGGCCCCGGCCCCCUCCGCCGCCGGCAGGGUGACCGAGGGCGACGCCGAGAAGAUCAGGGAGUUCAUCGAGCACCGGCUGGAGGAGAGCCAGCAGGGCUACGCCGCGCCGCCCUACGACUCGCUGGCCACCUACGCCUACGAGGGCGACGGCUCCGUGGCCGGCUCGCUCAGCUCCAUCGAGGAGUCGUUCGUCAUCGACGACUCCGGGGAGUUCAGCUCGCUGGGGGACUGGGGGCAGCCGUUCAAAACCCUGGCCAGCAUCCUGGAGAGACGGCCGCCCUCUCUAUCGGAGGACAGCUGAGAAAACCGAGAGACUUUAGCUUACCGCGCCGGGGAUUAGCUUACUUUUCUAGACAUGUUUUUGUACUGUGGCAGGCACCGGUUAGAGCGGCGUGAGGACUUCUAGAGCGAUGGGUAGCUAGAGAGCAGGACGUCCCGUGACAGAAGGAUGAAGAGUAAACCUGAUAGCUCCUCAAAGUGCCUGAGGUACUAUAUGUUUACAUGUACUUUAAUUUGUGUUACUAAAUAAAA